Phycodurus eques (leafy seadragon) is the source of this 3318-nucleotide messenger RNA. It is a transcript of the gene xkr5a, whose product is annotated as XK related 5a. Lineage: Eukaryota; Metazoa; Chordata; Actinopteri; Syngnathiformes; Syngnathidae. Gene Ontology annotation, cellular component: plasma membrane. Gene Ontology annotation, biological process: apoptotic process involved in development; phosphatidylserine exposure on apoptotic cell surface; engulfment of apoptotic cell. The record is from RefSeq and is a predicted model, not a curated record. The transcript has 7 exons. Bases 74 to 2011 code for a protein of 645 amino acids.
GGCGAGCAGCGGGAGAAGAAAGGAUGCGCAGGAUAACGGCGCCGCUUCCGAGCCUCCCGGGCCGCCCGGCACCAUGAUCGGUACGUCCGAGGCGGUGGGCCGCAGGAGGCCGUCGGCCGCCCGGCGCAGCGAGCGCUGGAUCGCCUGGUGCCAGGCGACGCUGCUCGGCGUGUCGGCGCUGGUCAUCGCGGCCGAGAGGAGCGCUCUGAUCUACUGUAUAGGGUUUUACCUUUGGAACGAUGAGACACGGUGGGCCGGUUUCACGCUGGGGCUCUUCCUCCCGGGUACUGCAGUUCAGCUGCUGAGCGUCAAAUGGUACUACGAUGAUGGCGACGAUAGGCGAUGGUACCUCUCGACCAUACACAUUCUUCACUUGGGUAUUUUCAAACGGCUGUGGGACUGUAUGAGGUACGUGUCACGCAUGCACGGCUCAGUGUCAGAGCUCGGCGCUGUGGUCAUGCUGCAGGCGGACGUCGCUGCACUUUGGCUCUUGGAGGCAAUGGUGGUCACACUGCCCCAGAGCCUACUGCAGGCCUAUAUCGUCAUGUCCACCGACGUGGGCAUCAUGUCCCCAGUGGCCUACUGCUGUGGUCUUUGUGUGCUGUCCGUUUCCUGGGCCCUGGUGCUGUACAGCCGUGCCUGCUGUCUCAUCCGACCGGGCCACCUCGCCAUGCCUCCGGCGGCCCUGCUCUGCCAGCUGGUGUGGAGGGCGUGCAUGCUGGGUGGCAGGGUGACGUGCCUCAUGUUCUUCGCCAGGGUUUUCAACUGGUGGGUCUGCGGUGUGGCAGGUUUUCACUGGCUGACUGCCUCCUUCUGGCUGGUAUCACAACAACCAGACAUCUGCACCGGGCCCUGGUGUUGGCGUGCCUUCAACAGCCUCCUGGGUCUAGUCCACGUCUUCCUCUUUCUCAAUGUCAAAGAUGGGCCGUCGCGCUUCCGCAUGGCCAGCUUUUAUACAUUCAUGCUCAUCGAGAACACCACUUUGCUGCUGGCCGCCUCCGACUUACUUAGUGAAGCAUCGUGGGACAACAUGACCCUCCCCGUCACUGUCCUAUGUAGUUUUAUCCUUGGCGUUACCUCCCUGGUUGUCUACUACCGGUUCCUGCAUCCCAAGUCAACAGAGAUCGCCCAGGGUCUCCACCACAACCACAUGGCUAGUACCUGCAUUGAACGAGGGGAAUCCUCCUUCUCUCUCGGGGACAAAAGACUUCCAGUUGGCAGCGUACAAAACCAUGGCAGCUUCUCCCUCUCCGGAGUGGCAGGUUCACUGCUGGAGCAUCCGAGUACGUGCCCGGGGAGGCCUAACAGUUCCUGUCUUUGCUACCACCAUCACUGGCUUCUCAUCCGGCUGGCCCUCAAAACAGGCGACCUUGGGAAGAUCAACCGAGCGUACGGAGCAGGUGGAGCGGCGGCCAUACUGGACUUGGAGGAGUACAACCAGGAGUUUAAGAGUAACGAAGGCAUCACCAGCUCCGCAGGGGGCAACUGCGAGGGCGUCUCCACCUCCGAGUCUCAGGGGCAAGGCUUGGCACCCCUGUCGGACUGCAAAGACGAGUUCCAGACUGUGAGCGAACCCACUUCCUUCGAACAAGCGGAGGAUGACAGUCUGGAGAUGGAGAGUCCGCUGGAGUCACCCGCAUCGGAUUUCAAGCGCAGCUCGCCCGAGGGCAAAUCUGUAUUUGGAGACAGUCCCGAGCCGUACUUCUGCCCCACGGAGUCCAGUUCAACCUUGUACUUCAGCGCUGAUCCCCAGUCUCCCAGCAGCACCAGUAACCCCCGUUUGGACCGGGACACCGGCGGUUCGGAACAGGGCGCGCGUCUCAAUUCUAUUCCGAGCGAUCCGGCUCUUCACAGGGACAUCCGAGGGCUAAUCGACCGGGUUGGGCCGCGCUACACGUCCACCCCUAAACUGGACUCGGGAGUGCUGGACUCUCCCUCCAGUGUCCCUCACCUCACGGGUCCCAGGAGGCAGCUGAUAAUGUCCCGAAGAGACGAAGACGAAUAUUUUUGACUGAUUCAGGGAUAGGCUGACUCAAUCGAGUCACUUCAUCAUUACAUUUUCAGCUUCUCUGUUGUAAAGUCAACGGAAGACUCUAAAAUUGAGCAAUGUGAGGCAAGCAAACAAUACUGUAUACGAACUAAAUGAUAAUAAAGAGGUAGUCUAUUAUAUCAAUGAAGAAAUAGCAAUAUAUUGCACAAGUGCUAAAUUCACACAAAUGGAGCCAUUUAAUGCUAUCAGUGCUAAUAAGCUAAUUGGCUGCGUAUUAACGCACCUGAUUUGUAAUCAUUAACAAACUACCGUAGUGAACUCCCUUUGACUAAACGCCUUCCGACCAAUUCAUCCCUGGGUGCACUUAAACCGAAUGCUACAGUAACAGUAAACAUCCCUUCUUUGUCCCUGCAGUCCAAAAAAAUAGGUGGUGCCACUAAUUACAUUUACUGCGUGUGGGGUUUUACUACACACAGUGUUGUAGAGCAGACACGCAAUUUAGUUUGCGUUUAAAUAAUUAGGGAUUGGGGGGAAAAGAACAUUCUGUUUGUAGAAAAGUAUCUUAAAUGUACUCUUCAAAAACGUAAUGGCCAGUGAUGGACAUUUGGUACUCUGCAGUUUAGUAAUUAAAUGGCCAAUGGCACUAUAGGAAGAAGUACGGUAAUCGCUGACUGUUAUAUUUCUUGUUUCACAUACUUUGAAAUUAUCAAUGAGACAUACUGUUUAACAUUCAUUUAUACGCAGCUGCUUUAUUGUCUUAGACAACGUGUAGCCCUCACGUUACAAAGUCAAACUUUGUAGCCUUUAUAAAGUCAAACUUAACUUUUGUGAUAAAUCAAAUGAUUAAAUUGUAGAAUUUAUGACAGAGAAACCAGGCUUCACCUUGAAAUAAUUGCACAAGCCACUAAGUCAUUGGCUCUCUUAAAGCACAACCUGCAUCAUAUAGCUCUUGUUUUUUAACAUAGUAUUCAUAUUUUUGAAAAAAAAGGCACCCUCAGCCUCAUUAUACUGUAUUUUUUGGCAUACACUGUAAGCAUAUCAGUUUGCUGUGCUUUGAGCUGGAUUGAUGUGUCAGCCUGGACAUGAGGCCUGCCGAAACCUGCUGUGAUUUUAUGUCGUGUGUUCUCGAUUGCUAUUUCUAAGGAGGGAAAAUGCAUUUUGGUUUUUUUUUAACUCUGCUGUGAAAAGGAGGCAAUCCACAAAAACAAAAAAACAUUUGCAUUUCUUUUGCCCUCAAACCCUGUAUAUUUGAACUGUGAAUUGCAAAGCCACGCCUGGCUUUAAAUGAGCAAUAAAAAGGAGACGUUGCGGUGAGUGAAAUAAAGGUG